ACUCCAUCAAACACAAAUUGACAAUAGUGAGGGGCAGCUAUAAAAUACAACAUUUACUAGGGUUCAUUUGGUUUUGUUUAUUGGACAGGCGAAAGUGCUAGCUGCUCUUGUUCCAACAUUAAAACGAUAUGGUCAUCACUAGAACUAGCACAUUUCACGCCCAUGGCUUUCGCUUCAGCUUCGGCUUUUACAGUUUGAGAUCUCAUUAUUUGUACUCAUCAUCAACCUCUUCCCAUUCCUUGGUUAACUAUCUUGUUGAUUCUCUCGGUUUCUCCAAACAAGAAGCAACCACUGCUUCCUCCAAGGUAACUUCAUUGAAAUCCUUAAACAAUCCUAAUUUAGUCAUCGAUUUCUUCAAACAAACUGGUUUCGACAACACCCAGAUUAAAACUAUUGUAUCUAGAUCCCCCAAAUUGCUUAUCCGUAAUGUUUCCAAAACCCUAAAACCCAAAUUCCAGUGCCUCAUGGAUCUCGGGUUAUCCGGGUCGGACCUUGCCAAUGUAAUUGCUAGAGAUUCAGUAAUCGUUGAUAGAGGUUUAGAUACUCAUUUGAGACCUACCAUUGAUUGCCUUAGGAGAAUUUUGGGUGGUGAUGAUGAUGUAAUUAAGGCUAUAAAGAGAGCUCCUUGGUUGCUUACGUUUGGUCCUCAUCAUACCAUGGAGACUAAUUUACUGUUGUUGAGAAACUUUGGUUUUACUGAUGAGAAAAUAAGAAAACUUGCGCUUAUGUAUCCUAGUUGUCUUACACAAAAGACUAAAAGGAUUAAAGAUUUGUUGCAUAGAAUGGAGAAUGAUUUUCGAGUUCCACGUGACUCUUCUAUGUUUCAUCAUGGAUUUCAAGUGUUAUCCUCGCAAAAGAAGUCCAAGUUGGAUAGAAAGAUUGGAAUUUUCAAGAGUUUUGGAUGGUCUGACGAUGAUGUACUCGGGAUGUUCCGCAAGUUGCCGCAUUGUAUUGGUCUCUCGGAAGUUAGAAUUGAGGAAAAACUGAAUCUUUUCAUGAAGGAGCUUGGUUUUCUACCCGCUUUCUUGGUUUCUCAUCCAGCUAUUUUGGUCUAUAGUCUGGAAAAAAGAGUAAUACCUCGAAUGCAAGUCUUGAAAAGUUUGGACGAAAGGAAGCUUGAGAGGAGAAUGUGGAGUCUUUAUACUGUUCUAACCUUAACAGAGUCGAGGUUCGUGGAGUGUUUUGUGCUGCCCUACAAGGAUCAGAUACCUGAUUUGUAUGAUAUACAUGAGAAAACUGUGGCUCCUUAGUAGUUUUUGGUUUACUUUUUGCCCUAAGGGUGCUGAGAUCAUUCUAAAAUUCUCGUUUGCAGUUCAAUACAUUUUUGCUUCCGAAAACAGUGUCAAUGUUUUCAUCUUGUUAUUUUUGAACAGGUAACAACUAAAAAACGUAGUCAGUGUUCCGAAACAUCAUUCAUGUAGUCAGGACAUAAUUUAUUGAAAGGCUUUCCUAAUGUUAACAAG
This is a messenger RNA of Capsicum annuum, 1463 nucleotides long. RefSeq names its product transcription termination factor MTERF5, chloroplastic. Lineage: Eukaryota; Viridiplantae; Streptophyta; Magnoliopsida; Solanales; Solanaceae. The transcript has a single exon. Gene Ontology annotation, cellular component: chloroplast. Gene Ontology annotation, biological process: chloroplast organization; regulation of DNA-templated transcription. Bases 129 to 1250 code for a protein of 373 amino acids. The record is from RefSeq and is a predicted model, not a curated record. Gene Ontology annotation, molecular function: double-stranded DNA binding.